AUGAACCCAAUUCUAUAAAUACACUUCCCGCCACUCGCGUCACCACAGUCAACAGUUAGUCUUUGGUGUUCUCAGGCAUUACAGAUUUCUCCCGUUGUUGUUGAAGACGCGCUAUUUCUUUCGUUGAAAAAUGGUGACUGUAGAGGUUGAAUAUUGUGGUUCCUGAGGGUACGAAGGCCGCUUUAGGGAGCUUUCCAGAGUUAUCGAGGAAAAAGUUCCCCAAGCGGAAAUCCAUGGCACCAUUGGCCGUAAAACAUCCUUCGAGGUGAAGGUUGAUGGUAACUUAAUCCAUUCCAAACUGGACAGCAAAAGCUUUCCAGAUUAUGAAGAGGUGGCCAGCAUCGUUUCUGAUGUGGCUGCUGGUGGAGAAUCUCGUCUUGUGACCAAAACCAAAUCAAGUACUUGUUCCAUUUUGUAAUUUAAGAUAAGGUGACGGGAGCAUUUGGGACCUUCACGUGUCAGAUGGGUCAUCUUUAGAGGCAGUGAUAAGGAAUUACUUAUGACUGUAUGGUUUAUUCUUUGUUAAAGUCAAUUUCAGGUUUUGAAGAUAAACUAUUGGAAGUCAGAACAAUGGCUUCCUACCUUCAACUUCGUAACAUGUGAUUUUUAAUGGUCAUUAAUGGUUUUCAUAUACUGUCAUUUUCUUUCUUUUAUAAAACAGGAUGAAAUUUAUUAAGCGAAAAGAUGUAAAACCCACUAGCCUCCUCCUAAAGGAUCUGUAAAUUUCUCAAAAACUUUUUUUAUUGGCCCUUGAAGUAUGAAGGGACUGGAUCAAACAUCUAGGGUGUGUUCAGUUCUUGAAGUUUUAAUAACAGGGGCUUUUAAAAAGAAUUCUGGGACUUUAUUGAUGACAUUUUGUGAUCAUAAAUGUUAAGAAUCUU
Molecule: messenger RNA, 881 nt
Organism: Macrobrachium nipponense
Lineage: Eukaryota; Metazoa; Arthropoda; Malacostraca; Decapoda; Palaemonidae
Product: selenoprotein W-like
Exons: 4
Biological process (GO): positive regulation of filopodium assembly; negative regulation of apoptotic process
Cellular component (GO): cytosol
Source: RefSeq, a predicted model, not a curated record